This is a messenger RNA of Talaromyces proteolyticus, 593 nucleotides long. RefSeq lists its product as uncharacterized. The record is from RefSeq and is a predicted model, not a curated record. The transcript has 5 exons. NCBI's taxonomy places the organism in Eukaryota, Fungi, Ascomycota, Eurotiomycetes, Eurotiales, Trichocomaceae. The coding region runs from base 69 to 593 and encodes 174 amino acids.
GGUCGAUUCAGGAACUUCGUGCUGAGAACAUCUAUAUAAAACCUAUCAAACUAGACAUUGUACCAAACAUGUUAAACAUGUCCAGACUUCUCGUAGGAAGGGUGGCGUCGCUACUAGCCACCCUGCUCUUUCCCUCCUCUCUUCUUCUUUCUUCUACUCUCCAGCCCUACCCAACUCUACUAAUAUCUUUCCUAGUAGAUGUUCAGCAAACCGAGAACCAAGCUACUAACUUGGCAGCAGCUGGCAACGGCGACGAGAGUGGCCGUGAUGGAAUUCACAAGCCCCACAGGUCACUAUGCGCUACUUGUGGCAAGAGGGGCCAUAAUAUGGCCCAGUGCUGGAAAGCCCUGGCUGAUAGGGUAGUGAUUGGAUUGGCCGCAUGGCAAGAAUACCAUUCUAUUCUGUUCUUGGCACCAGAAACAAGAAGAGCCGCCGCAGGGCCAGCAGCAAAUCAAUCUGCUCACGCAGCUCGUCCAACAGCUGCAACUUCUGCGGGACAGCAGAACAGAAUUGCGGAGAUGAGCGAGCAGCUACCGGCUGCCAAUCCUGAAAAUGGGCGUUUAAAUCAAUUUGUCUUUUUAUUUCAUGUUUAG